Molecule: messenger RNA, 5740 nt
Organism: Aureococcus anophagefferens
Lineage: Eukaryota; Pelagophyceae; Pelagomonadales; Pelagomonadaceae
Exons: 2
Coding region: 154-5580 (1808 amino acids)
Molecular function (GO): metal ion binding; ATP binding; acetyl-CoA carboxylase activity
Source: RefSeq, a predicted model, not a curated record
GACGUCGCCUCAGCUCGUCACACACUUGGGUACUUUUGUGUACGUCUGCUCUCCGCGUCGGCUUCGACGUCGCGCAGGCGCCUCCGUGCGCUGCCGUAGUUGCAGCGCCGCCACCCCAGCGAGUCGCAGCCGCCGCGGACUAGCACCGCAGCCAUGGGCCCCCUCAAGCGCAGCCAGUCCAUGGUGGGCAUCGUCAACAAGAAGAAGAUGCCCCUGAGCCCCCAGGGCAUGGAGAUGAAGGCGAAGAUGGUGUCCUACGUCGAGGCCCACGGCGGCCACCGCCCCGUGCACACGAUCCUCAUCGCGAACAACGGCAUGGCCGCGACCAAGGCGAUGAUCUCGAUGCGCGAGUGGGCGUACGACACGCUCGGCGACGCCAAGGCCGUGACCUUCGUGGCCAUGGCGAGCGCGCAGGACCUCGACGCCAACGCCGAGUUCGUGCGCCUCGCGGACCGCGUCGUCGAGGUGCCCAGCGGGUCGAACAAGAACAACUACGCGAACGUCGAGCUCAUCAUCGACAUCGCGGUCAAGGAGUCCGUCGACGCGGUCUGGCCCGGCUGGGGCCACGCGUCGGAGAACCCGGAGCUGCCCGACGGCCUCGCGGCCCGGGGCAUCGUCUUCAUCGGCCCCGACGGCGGGCCCAUGCGCGCGCUCGGCGACAAGAUCGCGGCGUCGAUUUUGGCGCAGACGGCCGAGGUGCCGUCGAUCCCCUGGUCCGGCGACGGCCUCACCGUGGACCCCAAGGUCGUCGCAGCCACGGGCGCCAUCCCCCCGGACCUCUUCCGCAAGGCCAUGGUCACGACGGAGGACGAGUGCCUGAAAGCCGCCGCGCGCAUCGGCUACCCGGUCAUGCUCAAGGCGUCCGAGGGCGGCGGCGGCAAGGGCAUCCGCAUGUCCCACUCCGAGGACGAGCUCAAGUCGAACUUCGUCCAGGUUAGCAACGAGGUGCCCGGGUCGCCCAUGUUCAUGAUGCAGCUCUGCAGCAACGCGCGCCACCUCGAGGUGCAGAUCGUCGGCGACAAGCACGGCCAGGCCGUCGCGCUCAACGGCCGCGACUGCUCCACGCAGCGCCGCUUCCAGAAGAUCUUCGAGGAGGCGCCGGCGGCCAUCGCCAAGCCCGAGGUCUUCCGCGAGAUGGAGAAGGCGGCCAUGCGCCUCACGCAGUCCAUCGGCUACUCGGGCGCGGGCACCGUCGAGUAUUUGUACCACGCGGCGACGGACAAGUUCUACUUCCUCGAGCUCAACCCGCGCCUCCAGGUCGAGCACCCCUGCACGGAGGGCAUCACCUUCAUCAACAUGCCCGCGACGCAGCUCCAGGUCGCCAUGGGCAUCCCCCUCCACCGCAUCCCGCACGUCCGCCGCUUCUACGGCCUCGAGGACCUCGACGGGUCGUCGGCCAUCGACUUCUUCGAGACGCCCUACCCCAAGGUCACGAACCACAUCAUCGCCGCGCGCAUCACGGCCGAGAACCCCGACGAGGGUUUUAAACCGACUUCCGGCUCCAUCCACCGCGUCAAGUUCCAGUCCACGAAGAACGUCUGGGGCUACUUCUCCGUCGGCGCGAACGGCGGCAUCCACGAGUUCGCCGACUCCCAGUUCGGCCACCUCUUCGCGUCCGGCGCGACGCGCGAGAUCGCGCGGCGCCACCUCGUGCUCGCGCUCAAGUCCGUGGAGAUCCGCGGCGUCAUCCGCAACCCCGUCGAGUACCUCGUGGAAUUGCUCGAGACGGACGAGUUCAAGGAGAACCGCAUCGACACGGGGUGGCUCGACGGCAUCCUCAAGGCCAAGUCCGUGUCCGUGCCCAUGAACACGCCGCGCCUCGUCCUCGCCGCCGUCAUCUUCCGCGCGCACGCGGCGAUCAAGGAGAAGACGGCCGAGCUCUGCGCGUCGAUGGCCAAGGGCCAGCUCUCGACGGCGACGGUCAAGGAUUUGGUGCGCUUCCCGUCGGUCAUCACCUACGAGGGCCUCAAGUACGACUUCUCCAUCGCCAAGUCCGGGCCCGAGACCUUUGCGCUCCAGAUCAACGGCCAGACGGUCACGGCCAAGGUCCGCGAGCAGCCCGACGGCACGCUCCUCGCGGCCUUUGGGGGCGCGACGCGCAAGGUCUUCGGCGCCGAGGAGCCCCUGGGCCUGCGCAUCAUCUGCGACGGCGUCACGUGCCUCAUGCCGACGAUCUUCGACCCGUCGGAGUGCCGCACGGACGUCACGGGCAAGAUCGUCCGCUACCUCCAGGACGACGGCGCGCAGGUCAACGCGGGCGAGCCCUACGUCGAGGUCGAGGCCAUGAAGAUGAUCAUGGCGCUGAAGACGGCGGAAAGCGGCGCCAUCAAGCACGAGAUGUCGCCCGGGUCCAUCAUCUCCACGGGCGAUUUGCUCGCGUCUUUGACGCUCAGCGACCCGUCGUCCGUCGUGAAGAUCGAGCCCUUCACGGGCACCUUCGACGUCAUCGACGCCAUCGACGAGGAUUUGACGGCCAAGGAGGCCUGCGCCCUCGUGCUCCAGGGCUACGAGUGCGACGACGUCAAGGGUUUGGCGUCGGAACUCUUCGACGAGAACCCGAACAUCGCCGUCGCGGACGCCGCGGAGUUAUUAGGCGCCUACCUGGUCGUCGAGGGCCGCUACGCGGGGCGCCCCCUCGACGGCGUCGUCCGCGACCUCAUCGCGGAGCACAAGGACGCCCUCGGCGGCGCCAUCGCGGUCGCGCGCGCGCACCAGGCCGUCGCGCGGACGACGGAUUUGUGCUUCCACAUCUGCGAGCAUCUGCUGGAAACUUAUACGGACCGCCUCAAGAGCGGCGUCAAGGGCACGCCGCCGACGCUGGGCUCCGUCGUCGCCCAGCUCGCGGCGCUGCCGGGCGACAAGUACAGCGACCUGGCGCUCCUCGCGCUCCGCGUGUCGCUCGCGGCGUCGGACGACGAGCCGACGACGCCGCGGACGCUCGACACGAAGCUCUUCAACAAGUCGAAGCUCACCAAGGGCUACGCCUUGAUGGAGCUCGAGACGGGCACGCCCUUCGGCACCGCGUUCCUCGGCAACAAGACCGUGGAGUCGUCCGCGCUCACGAAGCCCGGCCGCGGCGGCGAGCCGCCGGUGGUCUUCCUGCUCUACGCGUGCCAGAGCGACUUCGGCGGCGGCGUCGCCAAGGUCCAGGAGGCGUUGGAGACGGCCCUCGAGGCCCUGGCCAUCGCGCGCAAGGACAGCAAGGUGCCCAUGACGUCCGCGUCGUCCGUCGUCGUCCGCGUGCCCAAGGGCUUCGGCACCGUGUCGUCCGUCGUCGGCGCCGCGGCGCUGGAUUUGGUCAUGAAGAACCUGGCGGCGAAGCUCGCGGCGCUCCACGUCGAUUCCUUCGCCGUCCGCGUCGGCGACGCGAACUUUGCGAUGGCGUCGCCCGCGUCGACGUCGUGGCCCGCGCUCGAGGCCGUCGACGCCAAGGUCGCCGACGACUUCGUGCCGUCGCCCUUCGCGAAGCGCCGCGCGACGGCGCGCCGCGCCGGGUCCACGUUCUGCUACGACUUCGUCGGGCUGUUGGCGUGCGCGGCGAAGGGCGCCGAGGGCGGCUUCCCGGGUUCGCUCAAAGCCGACGAGCUCGUCUGGGCCGACGACGCCAAGACGGCGCUCAAACCGGCGCCGGGCACGCCGCCGGGCACGAACAAGGUCGGCAUGGUCGCCUGGCACAUGACGCUCAAGUCCGCGGAGUACCCGUCCGGCCGCGAGCUCGUCGUCAUCGCGAACGACGUCACGUUCCAGAGCGGGUCCUUCGGCGUGCCCGAGGACGACGUCUACAAGGCGGCGUCGGUGUACGCGCGGGCCCGGGGCAUCCCCCGCAUCUACGUCGCCUGCAACAGCGGCGCGCGCAUCGGCCUCGUCGAGGAGCUCAAGCCCAAGUUCAAGGUCAAGUGGAACAACGAGGCCAACCCGGGCCAGGGCUUCGAGUACGUCUACCUCGACCGCGCGGACUACGAGGCCCUGGAGCCGGGCACGGUGCUCGGGUCCUUCAAGGGCGACGACUUCGUCCUGUCGGCCAUCGUCGGCACGACGCACGGCAUCGGCGUCGAGAACCUGCGCGGCUCGGGCACCAUCGCCGGCGAGACGUCCCGCGCCUACCAGGACGGCUUCACGCUGAGCUACGUGACGGGCCGGUCCGUGGGCAUCGGCGCCUACCUCGUGCGCCUCGGCCAGCGCACGAUCCAGAUGAACGUCGGCCCGCUGAUCCUCACGGGCUACGCGGCGCUCAACAAAUUGCUGGGCCGCGAGGUCUACACGUCCCAGGACCAGCUCGGCGGGCCCCAGGUCAUGCACCCCAACGGCGUGUCCCACAUGACCGUGGACAACGACGUCGAGGGCGUCAAGGAGAUCCUCAAGUGGCUCUCGUUCGUGCCCGCGACGAAGUUCGACCAGCCCGCGGUGCUCGCGCCUACCGACCCCGUGGACCGCGACGUCGCCUUCCUCCCGACGAAGGCGCCCUACGACCCGCGCCACAUGCUCGCGGGCUGCGACGGGCCGUCGGGCUUCGUGUCCGGCUUCUUCGACGCGGGCUCGUUCACGGAGUACCUCGCGGGCUGGGGCAAGUCCGUCGUCGUGGGCCGGGGCCGCCUGGGCGGCAUCGCCAUGGGCGCCAUCGCCGUGGAGACGCGCCUCAGUGAGCAGCGCGUGCCCGCGGACCCCGCGGACCCCGCGUCGAACGAGGCCAUCCUCGCGCAGCCGGGCCAGGUCUGGUUCCCCGACAGCGCCUACAAGACGGCCCAGGCCAUCCGCGACUUCUCCGGCGAGAACCUGCCCAUCGUCAUCUUCGCGAACUGGCGCGGCUUCUCCGGCGGCACGCGCGACAUGUACGGCGAGAUCCUGAAAUUCGGCGCGAUGAUCGUCGACGCGCUCGUCGACUGCACGGCGCCCGUGUCCGUCUACAUCCCGCCCAACGGCGAGCUCCGCGGCGGCGCCUGGGUCGUCGUCGACCCGACGAUCAACGCCGACGCCAUGGAGAUGUACGCGGACGAGCAGUCGCGCGGCGGCAUCCUCGAGCCGCCGGGCAUCUGCGAGGUCAAGUUCCGCGCGGCCGACCAGCUCAAGGCCAUGCACCGCCUCGACCCGACGCUCCUCAAGCUUAGUCAGGACAAGGACGGCAACGCCGACGCCAUCAAGGCGCGGGAGGACGCCCUCGCGCCGACCUACAUGCAGGUCGCGCACGAGUUCGCGGAUUUGCACGACCGCGCGGGCCGCAUGAAGGCCAAGGGCGUCAUCCGCGACGUCCUGUCCUGGCCCAAGUGCCGCACCUACCUCUACUGGCGCACGAAGCGGCGCCUCGCCGAGGACGCGCUCAAGGCCCGGUUCAAGGCCGCCGCGGGCGACGAGCUCUCCAAGGCCGAGGUCGCCGCGGCCGUCGCGGACCUCGCGGGAGCGGCGCACGGCGACGACAAGGCCUUCCUCGCCUGGGCCGAGUCGGCGCCGGCCAAGGCCGCCGUCGCCGCCAAGCUCGACGCCGUCAAGCUCGCGGCCGUCACGGGCGCGGUCGCCAAGCUCCUCGCGGGGCUCCCGGCGGACGCGCGCGCCAAGGCCCUCGCGAACCUCCCCGCGCCCCAAUAGAGGGCGCGGCCCGCUCGCGAGGCCCCCUCCCCCUCUCCCGAACACAAGCCCGCGCCCCCGUCGCCGCGCGCCGGGCCGACGCCCGUCGGCCCCGGCGCCGCGACCCCGCAGCGGAUGCGACCCAGGCACCCUGUCCCAUCUUUUAAUAAAAAUGCCGGGU